GCAAGCCGCACAGUUGACAGCGGGUUUUCGAGCGAGUCGGAGCGUCGUCUCUUGGCAAAGCAUAAAAAAAAUAAAGUAAAAUAGUGAACAAAGUGAAUAGAACUCCUUAGUUAGUUAUCAUAGUUAGUCUUGACUUGACUUCACUGCAACUCAGUUCAGUUCAGUUCAGUUUAGUGUUCAGAAUGCCGUUCCCCAUUCAUCCGCCCAAGCAGAUGCCCUGCCCCCAUUGGCAGCACUUUCCGAUUAGUCCAGUGGACAGCAAACCAUCGCCAUUUGGCAGCAACAACGGCAACGGCAAUAAUAACGGAGUCGCUGCUGUGGAGAAUAAGCCACCGGAGCCACAAUCCUAUCGCUAUUGUGUCCAUUGCAAGGCAGCCGGCAAAGAUGUGAGCGACAUGUCAAAGGACUAGGACUAGGACUACGAACGAGAUCGCUGGACAAUUGCACUCAGUGUUCACCUUGACGCCACCUCGAACUUCACCCCACUUCACCUUCACCACACACACAAACACACACACACACACACUCAACACUCUUCAGACUUCAAUCAAAGCAAUGUGAAAACACUUCUUGGGCCCCAAUCUCAAGUGGGAGAGAGAGAAACAACCGCAAUGAGUGCAAUUCAUUGAUACGCGUCUCUUAUUAAAGUUAGUUUCAUGUUAUUAUUAUUAUUUUUUUUGUUUGCCUUGCAAGCUUCAUUUGUGCCAAUUUUGUAAUCAUUUACAUUUUUUUUUAUAUAUAUAUAUAUGUACUUGUAUGUAUGCUUAAGCUAAGAUAUUUUAUACACAUAUUUUCUAACUAUAUUUGGUAUAACAACAAAAAAUAAACACAAAAUAAAACGCA
This is a messenger RNA of Drosophila nasuta, 843 nucleotides long. RefSeq lists its product as uncharacterized. Lineage: Eukaryota; Metazoa; Arthropoda; Insecta; Diptera; Drosophilidae. The record is from RefSeq and is a predicted model, not a curated record. The transcript has a single exon. Bases 183 to 410 code for a protein of 75 amino acids.